Molecule: messenger RNA, 3288 nt
Organism: Cotesia congregata
Lineage: Eukaryota; Metazoa; Arthropoda; Insecta; Hymenoptera; Braconidae
Source: the annotation of a GenBank genome assembly
AUGAAUUUUUACUUAUUGGGAGGUAUUGGAGGCUGUGCUAUUUUGCUAGUUGCAGUACUUGGCUUAGGAUUAAUUUUAAAAAUUUUCAUAUGCAUAUUUGCAUUGAUUUUAGGGAUAUUGACUUGUAUAUAUAAAAAGUAUGUACCGAAUCUUGGAAAUGAAAUUAAGUAUAGUAGAGAAAACUUGUAUAAUAAGACUGAAAAAAUACAGAGGCAUAUUCGUGAACUUUCAAAAUCUAAGGUAGCAUUUACUUUGGAUAAAAGAGUAACAGGUAGUCAUAUAAUUGAUGAAUCGUUACAAGAAAUUUUAGAUUUUAUCAUAAGAGAUUAUGUCGAGCCAUGGUAUAGUGUACUGACAAAUGAUGAAGAGUUCAUAAAAUCUGUUAGAGACACAGCGCAAAAAGUUGCGAUAAAUAUCGCUAACAGAGUAAAAGAAGUUGAUUGGAUUCCCUACUUGACAACACGCCUAGUUGACGAUGCAGCAUCUCACAUGCGACUUUACCGUCAAGCACGUGCUAAAAUGAAAAAUGUCAAGAAUAUCAAAGGCAGUAGUAAUUCAAGUACAUCGAGUAGUACACCGAAAAAAUCGCCAACUCAUCGAAGAAAUAAAAGUGAGACUGACAUAUCGUGGUAUUCUCAGUCGAAAUUUUACAUUCCUAAUUUAUCGUCAUUAACUGAACCUAUUGAUUCAAGUUCAGUAGAAGAAAAUGAUGAAGAAAUACUUGAAAAAGUAUUUUUUGAUCUCGAAGUACAGAUGGAAAAUAAUUUAAUAUGUCGAGAUUUAGUGUGUACAAAUGAUGAACAAGAACUUGCCUUUCUAGGUGAAAUAUCGGAAAUUUUAUUAUAUUUAUUGUUGCCAAAAUCUGAUUUCGAUUGUUUAACUGUGAGAUUCAUGUUACGCGAACUUUUGGUUAAUAUGAUUAUUAGACCACUGUUGAAUUUAUUUUCAGACCCUGAUUAUAUAAAUCAAGCAUGUAUAUGGUUAUGUACAAAAGAUUUAAACUUACCUAGUGAUGUAUUUUUAACAAUAAUAAGAAUUACCGACAGCCUAGAAGAAUUAUUAGCAACAAAAGAUAUUGUUUGCUCUGAAAUAGCACAUUUACGUUCUAAAGAUUCUGGUGGUGAUGAUGAUUUAAUAGUUAAACAGCAAUUGAAUAGUUUACUUUAUGUAAAAAAAAUAUUAGAAACAAGAAUUAUUAGUAUGCACGAGGGAUUGGAUUCUGAAACUGAUGGAAUUGCUUUAAACCCAAAUUGGAAUCGGUUACUCGUUCCAGGACAUAAACUAGUUAAUUUACCACUAGAUGAAUUACUUAAAAAUAAUAUCGCUUUGAGUUAUUUCAUUGAUUACAUGACAAGUAUUAACAAUGAAGCUUAUCUGUAUUUUUAUUUAAAUAUAUAUGGUUGGAAAGUAUCUGCUGAACAACAAAUAUCGGACAUUGAAUUACAAAAAAUUAAGAGUUAUCAAACGUCGGGAAAUUCUACUUCUCGCCGCAAAAACAUUAACUUGGAAAAUUUAAAAGAAGCUGCAUCCAAAAUAUAUCAACAAUAUUUAAGUGAUAAAGCAUCAGUGAGGUUAUUACUUGAUGAUACCUUAGUUAAAAAUUUACUAACACGAAUUAAAACAGAAACUGUUAAAGAAACUUGGUUUGACGAAUUGCAAGCGUGUUGUUAUGAAAAAUUACAAAAUGAAGAUAAAUUUUUACCAUCAUUUAAACGUUCAAUGUCGUAUGUUAAGCUUUUAGCUGAAUUAGAUUUACUGAAAGAGGUAGCAUCUGAAGACGAUGGUAAAUCAUUUGAUGAAAUAAGUGUUUCAAGCAUCAAUUACGAAUCCGAUCCUCUUCAAGAUACAUCUGAUGAGCACCGUGCUGCUAAUCAAUUGAAAUUAUCUCAUGAAAGUAUUAAGUCUAAUUCGAAUUCUUCAACAAGUCUACCGAGUAUAGCAAAGCAUGAGAAUAAAAGUGGUCAUGAUGAAUUGGAUGCAGACAUUAGUGGUUUAAGAAAUACCAACCGAGUCCGUAGCACUUCUUAUAUUGACUCUGAUCCAACAGUAGUUGACGUAAAAAAUUCAACAUUUUAUGUUGAAUCUAAUGCAGAUCAGGUUAUUAAACUAGAUGAUAAUACUUGCAAUCAAAAUACUAUUCGUAAAUUACAACAAGGACAUUUUGAGUUAUCCGCUGAAAUCAUUGAAACAGGAGUAGUUAAUGAUCGGGGUAAAACUUAUGGAAUUUAUGCAGUUGCCGUUAAUAAAAUUUAUGAUUCUGGAUAUAAAGAAAAAUGGCAUAUUUAUCGCCGAUAUUCAGAUUUUUACGAUUUACACCAAAAAAUAAAAGAAAAAUAUUAUGAUUUAGCUAAACUGCCAUUUCCAGCAAAAAAAGCUUUUCAUAACAUGGAUCGAGCUGUUCUUGAACGUCGAAUGAUUAUGCUUAAUGCAUGGCUGUACAGACUUACUAAGCCAAGUAUUAUGGAUGGCCAUCUAGGAUUACAAAAUUUAUUACUUUCAUUUUUGGAGCAAGGUGACUAUGAUAAGGGUGUCACCGGUGGACAUAUAUCGAAAACAAUCGAUACUUUAGUUAAUCCAUUAAAAACAUCUAUGAAAACCAUGACUCAAGCAGUAAAAACUAUGCCGGAUAAUAUGAUAAGCACAGUAGAUGGUGUGAUGGAUAAUAUUAGUAAAUUUUUUGGUAAUCCUCGAAAAAACAGCAUGCUUUAUGAGAGUGUUAAAGUUGGAGCGUGUAUUGAUACUGAGACUGAUGAUAACAUACCUCUGAGAAUUAUAUUACUGUUAAUGGACGAAAUAUUUGAUUUGAAAGUACGGAAUCAAUGGUUACGACGGCGAAUUGUUACGUUAUUAAGACAAAUAAUUCGAACAAUGUUUGGAGAUAUCGUUAAUCGACGUAUAGUUGAAUAUGUAUCAUUGUUAACGAGUCCUAAAAAUGUUGCUACCUAUUUACGAUUAUUCAAACAAAGUCAUUGGCCAAAUGGAGUUAAAGCAGAAGCCAAGCCACCUCGGAAUAAUGAAACAAAAAACAGAACUCGUGUGGCAGCUAAAGUUGCACUACUUUCAUGUCUAUCUGAUGAACUAAAACAUAUUAUAGGUAGUGAAACAACUAGACGAGGAUUAUUACGAGUAUUUGAACUCUUUCAGCGUCCAGUACUCAAUAGACGAUUGUUAUAUGUACUACUUGAGGGUAUUAUCGAAAAUUUAUUUCCUCAGAAUGAUUUGGUUACAAUUAUUCACAAAUUAUACUCAGUUUCUCCUAGAGUUAAAAGUAAAAAAAUUCAUUCUUGA